AUGUUAGAACCAAUCGCAGAUUUGGCUCGCCAGAUCGCUGAUCUGAGCCCCGGACCAGAAGAACACGAGGUCGCAGAAAAUCGAGGAGCACGCGAGGAAGACGUAGUCGUUGAUAUCGAAGGAUCUCAAAACCCAGAGUCAGCAGAUGAGUGGCAUGAAGGAAAUAUUCGUGACGAUUCUCCAAGGACUAUCUGUCCCUUUCUAAGGUUUUUUUUUGAUAUCACAUGCUAUGCGAUCGCAUUUACUUCGUGGAAAACAUUUUGCCGUAAAGUUCGAUACUCAGUCAAGCGGUUGAUGCACGAGGCGUAUAGACGUUACGGCCAUUCCAAGUCUUUUCACUGCAACCCUUGCGACUCACGCUCCGAGGGCAGCGUCUGGCUUCAUUGUAGCGUUACUCCGAAGCGGUGCAAAGCAUCGAAGCGAACUACUAUUCACUUCCUGCAAAUCGAGCCGCAACUGUCACUAAUACUUGGAAGGAUCCUCAGUCGCCUAAUUCAAAAUGACAGACAAAUUCAUGCCGGGGAUGACAGUGGCAAGCGGAGCGAAACCUAUUCAUUCCCAUGGUACAAGCGAUUCAUCGAAACGCACACGGACUUUGACGAAUGCAAGAUCAAUAUCAUCUUGACUAUUAAUUUCAACGGCGUCAAAGGGAGAACACUCACGGUCGCAAACCUGGCCUAUCUACCUUCGCAUCGAAGGUCUGCCGUUCAAGGAGAAAAACAAGGUCGAAAACAUAGUAUUGGCUGGCAAACGUUUUCAAAAAAGACCCCCACAGAAACUCUGCUGCGAGAAAUGUUUUCUCGACUUCGUAGCGAACUGGAGGCGCUGCUGGACAGCGGAAUUCCCAUUGUUGUAGAUGAUCGCACCUGGUUCAGCACCCCUGUACUGUCCAAAGGUGCCUUAAAAACACUAUACGACUUACCCCGCUGGCAGUCACAGAACGGUUGCCAUCUGUGCACUUUCGAGGGUGAAAGAAGGAUGAUGGAGAUCCUAAUGUUUAAUAACUGUAUACCAGACGCUCUACAUGUGAUCUCAGAAGGAAUAACGUGCGACGUUUUCCGAGGUUCCCGCUUAACUCUCCUCUUUCGUUUUCCAUGGGGCUUUAAAGCAAUCAGUUUAGCCAUGUUCUCUCCGAAAAGUCACGUUCCGGCCAUGAAAGUUCGUUCUGAGUGUCUGCAGGAGUUCUAUAGCUUCAUCACCGCAACUCGCAACUUUACAUACGCGGCCAAAUUCGUUUUGGGAAUGGACGACUUAUCAGGCAUCACUGGGUCUGAGAAGGACGCUGUAAUGGCCGUGCUCGCAUAUUGGACCCUGGUGCGCGUGUUGGAAAAGAGCGCAGAGCUGACGGUGCAUGAUUUCCCAGGAGUGCAGGAAUUGGCUAGCGCUAUGAAGAAUUUGUGGUACGCGAUCGAGCCGACUUUGUGCACAAUGAAGGGAGUGUCGUUGUGUUCCUCAUAA
Cooperia oncophora is the source of this 1458-nucleotide messenger RNA. NCBI's taxonomy places the organism in Eukaryota, Metazoa, Nematoda, Chromadorea, Rhabditida, Trichostrongylidae. The record is from the annotation of a GenBank genome assembly.